GGAUUUUUUUUACCAUUUUGGCACGUCACACACUCGCAUUUAAACAUCUUUUCUCCGCAUUUUCGUCCACUUUUUAUAGAAUUUGAGAAUUUUUUUUGGAUUUUUACUGAAAGGCAAUAAACGGAACAGAAAACGACUUCAGCGUAUUGCAAGAAACGUCUGCAAAGCGUGCGCUUGUUCGAUUGUAACCAGCAAAAUUGAUCCAGAAGUGCAAUAAACCAUUAUUGAUUUGGCUUUUUCUUCACAAGCAAGAAGAGUUGGACGAUUUCGCUUGUGUACAAAAGUGUAACCGCGGAAAGCGUUUUCUCGAAAAGGUGAUCCAAAUGAGUUCACGCACAAAAAGUGAAAGUGGCGACUACCUCGGGUAGUUUCGUUGUUGGGGCAGAUUUUUUUCCGGUCCGGGUUAUUCGGACUUUUUGGUGGCCGAUGUGCCUAGACGUUGGAGAGUGAUUAGAAGGUUACUAAAAGUAAAUGUUUGUAAUUCACAGCCUUCCAGAACAAACGACAAUGACGCAAAUGGCUCAAGAAGAGAUCGUCUCCAACACCAAAACCGUAAUGCAGGGAUUGGAAGCGCUUCGUGUCGAGCACGUCACACUUAUGAAUAACUUGGCGGAGGGAAGUAAGAAUGAUCCUGAUAAAAUGGAAAUUGUACGAAAAAAUAUGGAAAAUAUUGAACUGGGAUUGAGUGAGGCUCAGGUUAUCGUGAUGCUUUUCGCUCAUCUGCAAAACAUUGAAGCAGAAAAACAGAAACUACGCACUCAAGUGAAGCGACUCUGCCAAGAAAAUGUAUGGUUGCGUGAUGAAUUGGCCAUAACACAACAGAAACUACAGGCCUCCGAGCAGAGCGUCGCGCAGUUGGAGGAAGAAAAGAAGCAUCUAGAGUUUAUGGCUUCAGUGAAAAAAUAUGACGAAAUUCAGGAGAACGAGGAUCAUUUGGAGAAGUCUCGCACAGAUCCAGUUGUGGAACUUUUUCCUGAAGAUGAAACCGAAGAGCGCAAUAUGUCUCCGACUCCUCCGAAUCAGUUCGCAAAUCAUGCGAAUGCGGGCUACGAGAUUCCAGCACGCCUGAGAACUUUGCACAACCUAGUUAUUCAGUACGCUUCGCAAGGCCGCUACGAGGUAGCAGUUCCUCUAUGUAAGCAAGCUCUUGAGGAUCUCGAAAAAACUAGUGGGCAUGAUCAUCCAGACGUUGCUACGAUGUUGAAUAUUCUUGCUCUUGUCUAUCGCGAUCAGAAUAAAUAUAAAGAGGCUGCCAAUCUGCUGAACGAUGCGCUUACCAUUCGCGAAAAAACACUUGGCGAAAACCAUCCCGCUGUUGCGGCCACUCUCAACAAUUUGGCAGUGUUAUAUGGUAAACGAGGCAAAUAUAAGGAUGCAGAACCGCUGUGUAAACGUGCCCUAGAGAUACGAGAAAACGUGUUGGGCAAGUCGCAUCCGGAUGUAGCAAAGCAAUUGAACAAUCUGGCUCUUCUCUGUCAAAACCAGGCGAAAUAUGAAGAGGUCGAAAUGUACUACAAAAGAGCGUUAGAAAUUUAUGAAAUGAAGCUCGGCGGCGACGAUCCCAACGUAGCGAAGACGCUGAACAAUCUUGCCAGCUGCUAUUUAAAACAGGGCAAAUACAAGGAAGCGGAGAUGCUAUACAAAGAGGUUCUUACAAGGGCCCAUGAGCGAGAAUUUGGUGCAAUAAAUGGAGAAAACAAGCCCAUCUGGCAGGUUGCAGAGGAGCGCGAGGAAAACAAGUUGAAGAAUCGUGAAAAUACCCCGUAUGGUGAGUACGGUGGAUGGCAUAAGGCUGCCAAAGUAGACUCACCGACAGUCACGACAACUCUUAAAAAUCUUGGUGCUCUGUAUAGAAGGCAAGGCAAAUAUGAAGCGGCUGAUACUUUGGAAGAUUGCGCUCUUCGUAGCAAAAAAGAGGCAUUGGACUUGGUGAAACAAUCGAAAGUUCUUGCGGACGAUAACAAACGGCAGAAAAGCGGCCACAGCAAAGAAGAGAAUGAGGAUCAUAAUAAGCGCGUUCAUAAGUAAUCAGUGCUGCUCGCACAUAAACUGGUAAACAUGUGAAUGCGUAGCAGAAUUAUGUAUCACAACCAUUUAUAGCUUGAUAACUAAAAUGAACAAUAUUGCUAUUACUAGCGGGUUUGUAGUAUAUUUGAACUUCAUAAUGCUUUAAUCGUACGUUUGAUAUAUCAUGAAUGGAUGAAUUGUGUCUUUCUCUCUGUGAGUAUGAAUGAUUUCGGUGCAGCUUAUUCCUGUGCACUCGCUCUCGCUGCUGCGCGAAAAGAUAUCAAGGUAACUUGAUUGAAGUGUUAGAUAAAGACACACGCAGCAUAAAAAGCUUUUGAUAAUAUAAUAAACCAUUGAAAACUGUAACUUAAUCAUUUCCAAACUAAUAAAUAAGUGAUAUAUCAUUUGCUUCAGCAUGUCUUUCAAUAUUUCUGUGAUUAAAACUACAAAAUCGGAUUUCGUGUAGACCGGGUACGAUGGCUAAAAACGUCAAUCAAAAACACAUUAAACUAUUAUUUAGAACACGAAGCGAACAACCUUUCCUUUGUCUUUUCGAAGAUUCCGAAGUUCCGAAAAGGGAAAAUCAAAAACAUUGGGUGAAUGAUUGACAGCACGAAUAAUUAUCUUCACCGAAAUGGGAAAUUAAUUUUAUAAUUGCACCGAUUAUCUGUAUACCUGCAUCUUUA
This is a messenger RNA of Anopheles darlingi, 2693 nucleotides long. RefSeq names its product kinesin light chain (gene Klc). Gene Ontology annotation, cellular component: kinesin complex; cytoplasm; membrane-bounded organelle. The transcript has 5 exons. NCBI's taxonomy places the organism in Eukaryota, Metazoa, Arthropoda, Insecta, Diptera, Culicidae. The record is from RefSeq and is a predicted model, not a curated record. Gene Ontology annotation, biological process: microtubule-based movement. Bases 472 to 2028 code for a protein of 518 amino acids. Gene Ontology annotation, molecular function: kinesin binding.